Messenger RNA from Entamoeba invadens IP1, 945 nucleotides. RefSeq lists its product as hypothetical. The record is from RefSeq and is a predicted model, not a curated record. The transcript has a single exon. Bases 1 to 945 code for a protein of 314 amino acids. Lineage: Eukaryota; Evosea; Mastigamoebida; Endamoebidae.
AUGGAAGAGUUUCUCGAAGAAAUCAUUCUGACAUGCCAAAAGGCGAAAGUGGUGCUGUCUUCGUUUUUUGUGUUAAGAAAGGACUACUCUGUCAUCGAUAAUGAAGAGGUGCCUGUCGAAGAAAGAAUCUCAAAGGCUGUAAACCUUUUAAACGAUUUCGACAACAACUUGGCAAAGAGAGAUCAGUUCAAGACAAUUUUGUGCGAUUUGAAACUUUAUAUGACGAAAGGUGCGGCGAUGAUAACGGAGGAACUGAAGAAAUCCGACAACGCGGAUAUCGAGUACAACUUUCUAUUGGAGACGAUGGUCGAUUUGCAGAGGCAAAAGAUGGAACAAAGAAAAAAUUAUCUUGAAAAACAAAUCCAAAAGGUCGACUUAACAUUUAACAAGGAACAAAAGAUACUGAUCGGCAAAAUGCGGGUAGUGCCGUUUUCACACAACUCACUCGAUUACGAAGAAGUGAAACAGAUUGAGGAAUGGACAAAUAUGAAAGUCACAAAUGUCAUUUUCGACAGUAGAAACAAUCAAUGGAGUGUCGGCGAGAGCGACUUUAAGGAUAAAGUGUUUGGCAAAGAGAAGCUUUUGUUUGUGGUCGAAGAUACAAACAAAAACAAAUUUGGUGGAGUUAUUUUCAGCAAAAUAUCGAAGGCUGGACAGUGCAUUUGCGACAAAGAGGCAUUUUCGUUUACUUUGAAGUCAAAUGGGAGAAUUAAUGGGAUGCAGAAGUUUACCAUUCUUCCAAAAUACUCUCAGUUUGCGUUUAAUUGUUUUGACGAUGCACACCACAGACUUUUCCAUCUCUGCGAUGCCUCAAUUUACGUGUUCAAGAAGGGAGAAAGUGGGAGUGCUUGCUAUUCAAACAGAACAGCAGACACGCCAGACAACGUGCUUUGUGGGAGUCACCACUUCACACCAGAAAGGAUAACUGUCAUACAACUUAAGUAA